AUGGUAAAUGAUGAAGGAUUUUUUUUCUUUAAGUUUGAUUCUAAGGAAGGAAUGAUGAAUGUGCUGGAGGGAGGACCAUGGCUGAUUAACAAUGUUCCUAUGUUUGUUCAAAGAUGGAGGCCAGGUUUAGUUCUGAGUAAACCACAAAUUAAUUCAGUUCCUGUUUGGGUUAAAGUGUUUAAUGUACCUUUGGAGUAUUGGAACAGCAAAGGAAUUACUUUGAUUGCAAAUGAGAUUGGGAAACCAAUUGCUAUGGAUAAAAUAACUCAAAAAAUGUGUAAUGAACAUUGGGGAAGGCCAACAUUUAUGCGAUUUCUUGUGGAAAUGUCAGCAGAAACAGAAUGGAUGAAAGAAUUAAGUGUGGUCUCAAUUGAUUUUGGGACAGGAGAAAAAGUUGAAUCAAAAUGCAGGAUAGAGUAUACGUGGAGGCCUGAUGUUUGUAAUCACUGCAAAGUUUAUGGGCAUAAAAAUAGUAAUUGUGGGAUUCUAAAUGGGAAAAAAAAUGAUAAUGUAGCUGAUGUUGCUGUUAACAGAGAAGAAAAUGGAAAAAAAGAGAAAAUGGAUGAUGAUGGAUUCACGUUAGUAACAAAGAAAAGCAAUAAAGGGCAGAAAUUCAAUGCUGGUGUGGUUAUAAAUGAAGAAGGAAAGGUAGAUUUAAUUAAAUCCUUGGAGAAAAGUUCGAAACCUGUUAAUGAAGAAAUGGAUGUUAGCAAUAAACAUGCAAAUUCAAGAGAUAUGGAUAAUCAAGAAAUGGAAAAAAAUAAAAAAGUUAAAGAACAAGAAAUUCAAAAAGAAGUCCAAAAAGAAGAUCGAAGCAAGGAAAUUUCUCCCUAUGCUGGGGAGAAGCCACAGCAUAGGGAUUUGGAUGCUGAUGUUCGGAAUGAAUUACACAGAUCCUCCCGAUCCAUAUAA
Messenger RNA from Lactuca sativa (garden lettuce), 912 nucleotides. Lineage: Eukaryota; Viridiplantae; Streptophyta; Magnoliopsida; Asterales; Asteraceae. The record is from RefSeq and is a predicted model, not a curated record.